This is a messenger RNA of Malurus melanocephalus (red-backed fairy wren), 2703 nucleotides long. It is a transcript of the gene NRROS, whose product is annotated as negative regulator of reactive oxygen species. Gene Ontology annotation, molecular function: protein binding. The record is from RefSeq and is a predicted model, not a curated record. The coding region runs from base 315 to 2381 and encodes 688 amino acids. The transcript has 4 exons. Lineage: Eukaryota; Metazoa; Chordata; Aves; Passeriformes; Maluridae.
UCGGUGCUGGGGGACAGGGCGGGUGGCACACGGACCCGGGGGUGGCACACGGACCCGGGGGUGGCACACAGACCCCGUGGGUGGCACACAGACCCCGUGGGUGGCACACAGACUCGCGGGGUCACCCCUACACCCGGCCCCAGGAGUCCCCCAGGGUCGCAGGAUGGACCGCGCGCCGUCCCACGCAAGGCAGCUGUGAAAGUGCUGCGUGCCCGACGCUCGCUGAGCCCUCGCUGCUCAUUUGCCUGAGUUUCAGCUUCUCCCCAGAUGCAAAUGCCGUCAGCUCCGCUCCCACCAGGAGUGCCGCCACUGAGAUGGAGGCCCCGCUCCCUGGUCUCUCCCUGCUUCUGCUCCUCCUGGCAGCGGGAUGGGGAGGCAGGAUGGAUGCAGCCUGGGCACCAUCUCCUGGGGGCUGUGAGCUGGUGCAGAGCUUCAUGGACUGCACUGGGAGACAGCUGAGCUCCGUCCCAGGGAACCUUCGGGGCGACACCGAGGAGCUGCUGCUCGAUGACAACACUAUCCGGGCCCUGGGCAAUGCCUCUCUGCUCCUGUACCCCCGGCUCUGGCACCUCAGUGUGGCCAGAAAUGGGCUGGAGCUCAUCGAGCCCGGGGCCUUCCUCAGCAGCCCCGGCCUGCAGGUGCUCUCCCUGACAGACAACCUGCUCUUCACCAAGUACUCGCUGACAGCAGCUGCUCUUUCUGCCCUGCCAGCCCUGAGGACGCUGGAUCUGGCUGGAAACCAGCUCACCGAGGACAUGGUGUCUGUUUUAGUCUCCAACCUCUCUUCAUUGGAGUCGCUGUCGGUGGCCAGGAACAUCAUCAUGAGGUUGGACUCAUAUACCUUCACCAACCUGACACAGCUGCUGGAGCUGAACCUGGAGAAGAACUACAUCUUUGAGAUUGACCUAGCUUUUGAAGGGCUGCAGAGGCUGCAGAGGCUCAACMUAGCUUACAACUACCUCCCGUGUCUGGUGGGGUUCGACCUGACCCAGCUCAGGGUGCUCAACGCCAGCAACAACAUCAUCGAGUGGUUCCUGACCCUGGAAAGCGAUGACCCCUUUGAACUGGAGGUGCUGGACCUGUCCCACAACCGCCUCCUGUUCUUCCCCGUGCUGCCCAGGUACAGCAAGCUGCACUCCCUGCUGCUGCAGGACAACAGGAUGAGCUUCUACCAGCGCCUCCCCAAUGGCACCUCCCUGGCCAACGUCACCGUGCAGUUCCUGAUCAUCCAAGGCAACACCACCAACAUCACCACGGUCCGGCUCUGGGAYGACCUCUGCUACAGCAACCUCUCCUCCCUGCGCCUCCUGGACAUGAGCCAGAACCAGGUCUGGGGCCUGCCGGAGGAUUUCCUGGCCCAGAUGCCCUCCCUGACCCAGCUGAAGCUCAACCAGAACUGCCUCGAAGUGUUUGAGCUGUCRGAGGAGGACUCCUUGGGCAUGCUGACGGAGCUGGACCUCAGCCAGAACGAGCUGGUGGAGCUGGGGGUGAAGGGAGGUGUCGGGGACUUCCUGCCCAGCCUGCAGCUCUUCAACCUCAGCACCAACAGGCUGCGGGCGCUUCCUCCCGGGAUUUUCACCCRCACCAGGAACAUCACUACCGUGGACCUCAGUCGCAACCGGGUUGACCUCUGUCCCCAGCCAGGUGAGGCUGAGCACCUCUCCUGUGUGGACAUCAGGGGUGUGGGGACCUUGACCCAUCUCUCCUUGGCYGGCUGUGGUCUGCAGGGGCUGGGUGGCCGCCCCUUCCAGGGGACAUCGCUGAUGCAUCUGGACCUCUCCGACAACCGCCAGGCACUGUCUGGGGACCUGGCGUGGCUGCAGGACCUCGUCCUGACCCUGCAGGUGCUGUCUCUGAGGAACACCAGCCUCUCCUCUGCCACCAUGGACUUCUCUGCCCUGAGCAGCCUCGUGCGCUUGGACCUUUCCAGGAACUCCUUGGCCGCGUUCCCCGCCUCGCUGGGCGCGCUGAGGCUGCGCAGCCUGGACCUGCGGGACAACUGCCUCCGGGCGCUGCCGCCGGACGUGGCGCGGGCGCCGCUGGGGACCAGCCUGCGGGAGCUCUACCUCAGCCGAAACCCCUACAACUGCUGCACGCUGGGCUGGUGGGACGCCCUGCAGCAGGCUGAGGGGCUGCGUGUCCCCGACGGGCGGGAGGUGACCUGCAGCCAUGGCUCCCACACGCUGAGCCCCAGCGCGCUGCCUGAGUCUGUCCUGCAGAGCUGUCGCUGGCAGACGGCCGACCUGGCGCUGCUCUACCUGGUGCUGGCUCUGCCCACCUGCCUGACGCUCCUGGUGGCCUUCGUGGUYGUCUUCCUCAUGCUCAAGGAGAAGCUGCUGAAAAUGGUGAAAACUCGGUGUGGGGUGUCCAGCCCUUACUGAUGGCUGAGGAGGAGGAAGGGCUCAGGAAUGGUCAAUAGGAGAGGGUGGUCAGGAUUACAGGUGACCUCCGAGGUGGUCAAGAUGGAAACCUGAUGGAGGUGCURGGAGAGCUGCCAUUCCUGCCCUAGUGCUACCCAAAGCAUGAAGGGCUGUGUCUGGUGAUGGAGCACUGGGGAUCCUCAAGGAACAUGUCUUCAGCAGAAACCUUCAGCUGGUGUUAGCAAGAGCUGAGUGGACACGACAUCGAACAGCCACUUGGCUGAAAGGACAGGCUGCCCAGGAAAUCUGUGGAUACCCCAUCCCUGGAUGCRUUCAAGGCCCG